This is a messenger RNA of Pimephales promelas (fathead minnow), 2859 nucleotides long. NCBI's taxonomy places the organism in Eukaryota, Metazoa, Chordata, Actinopteri, Cypriniformes, Leuciscidae. The record is from RefSeq and is a predicted model, not a curated record.
GUGGCGCACACUCCUACUCCAGCGCGCAUCUUCUGAGGUACCAGGAAACUUGCCUCUUUCAAAUCGGUCAUACAGUCAUGAACUGGACUCUGCUCGUGUUCGGUAGUGUGUGCUUACUGGUCCUGGGUGAGGACGCGUUCGUACAAGGGAAGCGCGACGGGCGAACAGUAACUUUCUCUCGGACUGCACGCGGACACUCGAGAUACAGACGGGACACCUGGACUGGACAAACGCGUUUCACAGCAUGCAAGACUCCACUGUCUCCCAAAGACCAAGAUAUUCUGCUCAGCCACACACACGAGACGGGGUUUCAUGGUGAUGACGGAUCCAGUUUUACCCUCACAUGGGUUGGAGAUGGAACUGGGGUAAUCCUGGUCCUUUCCACACUCAGCGCUCCCUCAGAUUCAUUUUAUGAAGGCGGUUCGACGCGCCUUUACAGGAGUGAUGACUAUGGAAAGUCUUUUCAUGAUAUCUCCCAUGCCAUCAACAACACAUUUAUAAAGAAAGACUUUGGGAUAAGUGCUGGACCUGGGAACCCUCAACAGGUGAUUCUAACAGCCAACCUGCCUUUCACCGAGACGCUAGGAGGAGUUAUUCUUACGUCUAUGGAUGCUGGUGUGACGUUCAGAUCAGUGCAACUUCCAUUCCACCCAGCACAGGCUAUUCAGUUCCACUACCAGGACCCAAAAUAUCUUGUGGUUAUCAGCAUUGAUGAUGGGCUAUGGUUCUCACAAGACUUUGGUAACAGUUGGUCUGAAGUUCAUGAAGGAGUUCAAACAUUCACAUGGGGAUCUGGAAUUACUCUCUUCUUCAGUUCCAGCCCAAAAGGAACAGUGGAGGCCGCAAGACGAGGCGAGCUUAUUCUGAGACGGACGCAGGAUUUUGGCCAAACCUUUGCCACCAUCGCCAAGAACAUCUUUUCUUUCGGAUACAUUGGUGGCUUCCUGUUUACCUCAGUCAUGGAAAAACUGGGCUCUCCCCGUGUCAUCUAUGUGUCUUCAGACCAGGGUGACCAUUUCAAAAAAGCUCAGCUACCAUCAGCCACUACAGAGCAGUUCUACUCCGUUCUGGAUGGCGACGAGGACAUGAUCUUCAUGCAUGUGGACAACCCUGGAGCAGACACUUAUUUUGGGACAAUCUACACCUCUGAUGACCGAGGAAUCCUGUAUUCUAAGUCUCUGGAGCGCCACCUGUUUGGCGGGGAGGGGAAGAGCGAUUUCACUAACGUCACAUCUUUGAGAGGGGUCUAUCUCACCAACAAAUUGGAGGAGGAUGGACGCAUUCGUUCAGUAAUUUCGUUCGACAGAGGUGGCCGAUGGAGAUUUCUGAAUAAACCAGAAAAUGUGGAUUGUCCUGAAAACUCUAAAAAGUGUAACCUGCACAUCCACGGAGAGCACAGUCAUUUCAGCGGAAUCACUCCCAUGCUGCCUCUCUCUGAACCCACCGCCACUGGUCUAGUCAUCGCGCAUGGCAGUGUCGGAGACUCCAUUUCUGCUGCCCGGCCAGAUGUGUACGUGUCUGCGGACGGAGGUUACACCUGGAGGGCGACUCUGAGAGGACCUCACCACUACAGUAUCCUGGACUCCGGAGGCCUGUUAGUGGCUGUGGAGGCGCAUAGAGACAGACAGAUCAGCUCCAUAAAGUUUUCCACAGAUGAAGGACAAUGCUGGAAGACAUAUAAUUUUACAGGCCACCCGAUCUUCUUGGCAGGACUGGCAUCAGAGCCAGGCACUAAGACAAUGAAUAUCAGCAUUUUCGGCUACCGCCCAGAGGAUGAUGAUCAGCCCAUGUGGGUGGCUGUCACCAUAAACUUUGAACACCUGCUCACCAGAGAAUGUGGUGAACAGGACUAUGUGACGUGGUUGGCGCACUCCGACUAUGACUCUGACCCAGAAACAGACGGCUGUCUCUUGGGCUACAAGGAGACAUUUAGAAGACUGAAAAAACUUUCAGCAUGUAGGAACGGGAGAGGAUAUGUGGUCAGCAAGCAGCAGCGCCCGUGUCUUUGCACUAGAGAAGACUUCAUGUGUGACUAUGGCUUCUAUCGACAUGAAAACAGCUCGGAGUGUCUCCCACAGCCUGACUUCCUGAAUAAAACUCAGGAUAUUUGCUCAGAUGGGGAGCUAGAGGACCUUCAGACUUCAGGGUAUCGCAAGAUUCCUGGCGAUAAAUGUGAGGGCGGUUACAGCCCUACAAGAAGAAACAAUGCUUUCAAAAAUAAUUGUGGGAAAAAAAGUUCACCUGCUUCCUCAAAUUUGCAUAUUGAGAAUUCACCAGGCAUGCUGAUUCUCAUUGUGGUAUGUUCUUGUGUGGGGGUCAUUGGUUUGGUAAUUGCUGCCGCUUUAAUAAUCACUUCAAGGAGAGUAAACUGUAGGCAAAGGUCACCUGCGUAUCGCUUUUCUGUUCUGCAACUCCAAGAAGAUGAUCUGCAUGUUAACUAUGAGAGCAGCUCCAAUGGCAAACUAAAUGGUUUCCAGGACCAGGAGGAUUCAGAUGAUGAUCUCAUCGAAUGAACAAUAUAAGUUGGAACAACUCAAGAUUGGCAGACAGAAGUGAAUUGUUUCAAAUGAAUCUCUUCUCAACCCCAGGCACCAUAACUGGACAGUAAAUGGCUAGAAAUAAUGUUGAACUGAAAAUUUAUCUUGCUGCGGUCAGGUUCUUGUUUUGUUUUAUGAAGUGUCUUAUGUAGGCACCAGAGGAUAAUGUAUAAUUGCGAGUGAAUUUACCUUCACACCCUGUCUUUUGCACUGGAAUCAUUCAUAUUCCCUCAAGCUGCUGCUGGCAAUCCUCCUUGAGUUUUGGGACUAUGUAUUUUCAAAUAGACCAAUCUACUGUUUUUAAUUUGUAAAUAAAUGAAAA